AUGACUGCUCCUAGCAUGGCUGACAUGAACAAGGAGAUCGAGGAGAAGGUGAUCAAGCGCACCUUGGAGGAGAUCAAGCUUAAGAGCGGCAAACCUGCCUUGACACUGUAUGGCAGCCACACGCAUUUGCACAUCAACCCCUCGGGCAAGUUCAUCAUCGGUGGCCCUCAGGGUGACGCAGGCCUCACAGGCCGCAAGCGCCUUGGCUCCGGUGAGAGCGCGGGUGGAUCGCUCCGCAGCAUACAUUUGCCGACAGAUGGCCCGGGUCUGAGAGUGGACAGUGUUUGGUGCAGCCAGGCAGCAAGGAGCAGUGAGUUUGCGGCAUGUGGAUUUUCGGAUUUUGCUCGCAUUCUUCCUGCUGAGACCAGACGCCUUGUGGUGGAGCCGAGGCAGCUGUCCUAUGCGAUCGGCGUCGCCAAGCCCUUGUCUCUCUUCGUGGGGAGCCCUGGUGUAGAGGCUUAUGGCAGCGAGAAGGGCCAGCUGACGGUGGAUGACAUCACCAACGUCUUGAAGAUUGAGUUCGACUGCCGUCCCGGUGCCAUCGCCGCGUCCCUGGCCCUUCGGGAACCAAAGUACCAGGAGACCGCGGCCUACUGCCACUUCGGCAGGGAAGCCGUGACCAAGAUGCUCGGCGGCAGGGGAUUUGGAACACAUUUUCUUUACUUCAUUGGAUCUACAUAUUCUUCAUUGGAACCGUUUGAGGUUGUAUCAGGUCGGCCAUGUUUGGGGUUCCGUGCUCCAAUUUUCCCACCAAUCUGGAAAGCGGGGCUCCAUUUUCCAAUAACCAAGAAUCUACAUGACUCGCUGACUUCAGUCUCACAAGAUCAACGUAAAUAUGUAAAUAAUAUUAGAUAA
Molecule: messenger RNA, 855 nt
Organism: Cladocopium goreaui
Lineage: Eukaryota; Dinophyceae; Suessiales; Symbiodiniaceae
Source: the annotation of a GenBank genome assembly